Molecule: messenger RNA, 1269 nt
Organism: Tigriopus californicus
Lineage: Eukaryota; Metazoa; Arthropoda; Copepoda; Harpacticoida; Harpacticidae
Product: glycine receptor subunit alpha-2-like
Biological process (GO): signal transduction; regulation of membrane potential; chemical synaptic transmission
Cellular component (GO): membrane; neuron projection; synapse
Molecular function (GO): transmembrane signaling receptor activity; extracellular ligand-gated monoatomic ion channel activity; neurotransmitter receptor activity
Source: RefSeq, a predicted model, not a curated record
GAGCUGGAAGUUCAAGGCUUCUUUACACUAAAAUGGAACGACAGUCGAGUUUCGGUCACAGGUCAACCCGAGUCCAAUGGCAAUGUGAUCUUAGCAGCAAACUGUGUCCAUCUUCUGUGGACACCCGAUGUGUGGAUCCAAGAUUUGGUCUCCUUUGGCAAACAUUCCAUAAUUGGCCAAUUGGCAAGGCUCAUCAUCCAUAAGAACAAGGAAAUUGAAUACUGGCAAAGUGUCAACCUGAGGCUCACUUGUCCUAUGAACUUGGAUAAAUAUCCCUUUGAUCAGCAGGAAUGCAUGAUCCGAUUCAGUUCAAAUGGAUUGACCAACGAUCUUCAGACCUACGAGGGUUCCAUUCAAUUCUCAGAGACUGCUCAUUUGGCCCAAGGAGCGUUACAAUAUCACAUGACUUUAGAACCCUUGCAAGACAAUGAAUAUGCCACACAAAACUGCAAGAAUGGAGCUAAAUGUUGGCCUCAAAUUGCUGCUAAACUCCAUUUGGACCGUUACUUCAAGAACCAUGCGCUUCAAGUCUUCAUCCCUACUGGAUGCUUGGUGGUAUUGUCCUGGAUCUCGUUUCUGAUCCCACCUUACAUCGUACCUGGUCGAAUGGUCCUUCUAGUGACUUUACUUCUAGUGGUUUUCAGUACAUACGCCUCUCAACAUGAAUUAGCACCUCAAUCGAGUGGGGUCAAGAUACAAGACAUUUGGUUUCUCGGCUGCAUUGUAUUCAUAUUGUGUGCCAUUUUUGAAUACGCCAUUUGUCUGUUUCUCAAACGAAGUAUGACAAGGAUCAAGCGGAAGAAAAUUACCAAGAUUUUGGAAAAACAGGAGAAGGAACAAAGCAAGAACCGAAUCUUCAGCAUCCGUCAGGCCCCCAAAAAUGGUUCAGAGUUCAAACCAUCAUUAGAAUCUAAACAAGUGGGAGAUAUGAGCGUAUCUCACAAUCGCGACUUGUUGGAAUUGCUCGCCAAUCCCGCCCAAGCUGUCCUUCGCAAUCCAGGUCAAACCGAUUCUGGCACAUCUUACGGUGAUGUGAAUGACCAGAAUAUGGAAGGAGAAGAGAUCCUCGAAAACAUUGAUCAUGCCUCGCUAAGGUUGUUUCCGUGCGCCUUUGCAGUCUACGUAAUCGUAUUUGCUACGGUGUUUCUUGUUUAGUUUUGGCUACAACUAAGGCGGACCCUUGUGACGUAAACGAGAGUACAAAAGAUGAAAAUGACGAAGGCCAAACGGUUUUUGUGGAAAUAUAAAUGCCUCUAAUAAUAUUUUAUG